UUGCUCGAUGUCUUUUUAAAUCUUUUCUCUAUAUUUUCCUAGUUUUCUUUUUUUUAAAAAAAAGAAGUACACGAAAUUCCUCAUGAUUGAAGACAAUAAAGAGAACAAGGACCAUUCCUUAGAAAAGGGAAGAGUAACUCUCAUUUUUUCCUUGAAGAAUGAAGUUGGAGGACUAGUAAAAGCACUGAAAAUCUUCCAGGAGAAGCAUGUAAACCUGUUACACAUUGAGUCUCGAAAAUCAAAGAGAAGAAACUCAGAAUUUGAGAUAUUUGUGGACUGUGAUAUCAGCAGAGAGCAGCUGAAUGAUAUUUUUCAUCUGUUGAAAUCUCAUACUAAUGUUCUCUCUGUGAAUCCCCCAGAUAAUUUUACUAUGAAGGAAGAUGAAAUGGAAGCUGUUCCUUGGUUUCCAAAGAAGAUUUCUGAUCUGGACCAAUGUGCCAACAGAGUUUUGAUGUACGGAGCAGAACUAGAUGCAGACCAUCCUGGCUUCAAAGACAAUGUCUACCGUAAGAGGAGAGAGUAUUUUGCAGACUUAGCUAUGAACUACAAAUAUGGGGAUCCCAUUCCCAAAGUUGAGUUCACUGAAGAGGAGAUUAAGACCUGGGGAACUGUGUUCCGGGAACUCAUCAAACUCUACCCAACCCAUGCCUGCAGAGAAUAUCUCAAAAACUUACCUCUCCUUUCUAAAUAUUGUGGAUAUCGGGAAGAUAAUAUUCCACAACUGGAAGAUGUUUCCAAUUUUCUAAGAGAGUGCACAGGUUUUUCCAUUCGUCCUGUGGCUGGUUACUUAUCACCAAGAGAUUUCUUAUCUGGUUUGGCCUUUCGAGUUUUUCACUGCACACAGUAUGUGAGACACAGUUCCGAUCCCCUCUAUACUCCAGAGCCAGACACCUGCCAUGAACUCUUAGGCCACGUUCCCCUUUUGGCUGAACCUAGUUUUGCCCAGUUCUCUCAAGAAAUUGGCCUGGCUUCCCUUGGUGCUUCCGAAGAGGCUGUUCAAAAACUGGCUACGUGCUACUUUUUCACUGUGGAAUUUGGAUUAUGUAAACAAGAUGGACAGCUGAGAGUCUUUGGUGCUGGCCUACUGUCUUCUAUCAGUGAACUCAAACAUGCGCUUUCUGGACACGCCAAAGUGAAGCCCUUUGAUCCCAAGACUACCUGCAAACAGGAGUGUAUCAUCACAACUUUCCAGGACGUUUACUUUGUAUCUGAAAGUUUUGAAGAUGCAAAGGAGAAGAUGCGAGAAUUUACCAAAACAAUUAAACGCCCGUUUGGAGUGAAGUACAACCCAUAUACACGGAGUAUUCAGAUUCUGAAAGACACCAAGAGCAUAACCAGUGCCAUGAAUGAACUGCGGCAUGAUCUUGACACUGUCAGCGAUGCCCUUGCUAAGAUGGGUAGGCAGCCGAGCGUCUGAUAGCAGCCACUCCUAAUCCUGAAGACAUCUGAGCACCAAUUCAGAAGCCUGGUGGUCAAUUCUUGCUUUUUGUUUUGAAGAUCUCAUUAUAGAGAAACAGCAAUCCUCUCUAAUUAUAUUCCUAGUUGUCAAAAUUGUAUACCUC
This is a messenger RNA of Erinaceus europaeus (western European hedgehog), 1562 nucleotides long. RefSeq names its product tryptophan hydroxylase 1 (gene TPH1). Bases 83 to 1417 code for a protein of 444 amino acids. Gene Ontology annotation, cellular component: neuron projection. NCBI's taxonomy places the organism in Eukaryota, Metazoa, Chordata, Mammalia, Eulipotyphla, Erinaceidae. The transcript has 10 exons. Gene Ontology annotation, molecular function: iron ion binding; tryptophan 5-monooxygenase activity. The record is from RefSeq and is a predicted model, not a curated record. Gene Ontology annotation, biological process: serotonin biosynthetic process; aromatic amino acid metabolic process.